UGGGAAGGUUCGACUCGGCGGGAGGGGACGAGCCGACUGGAAGGGGAGGGGGGCUGCCAAGAUGGCGUCCGCCGCCUCCGGGUCGUCGGCGGCCGGGUUUUCAUCCCCGGAUCCCGGGCUCCCUUCCGGUACCUCGACGUCAGCAGCUGUACCUGCAAUCAAGAAAUCCACAGUAUCCGAGGUGCCUUAUGUCGCCCCUGGCAUGCCUGUCAAAAAAAAAGGCCACAGAAGUGUUGAUUCCUCAGGAGAGACAACAUAUAAAAAGACAACUUCAUCAGCCUUGAAAGGUGCCAUUCAGUUAGGUAUUACCCAUACCGUGGGGAGCCUGAGUACCAAACCCGAGAGGGAUGUCCUCAUGCAAGACUUCUACGUGGUGGAGAGUAUCUUUUUUCCCAGUGAGGGGAGCAACUUGACCCCUGCCCAUCAUUACAAUGACUUUCGUUUCAAGACCUAUGCACCUGUUGCCUUCCGCUACUUUCGGGAGUUGUUUGGCAUCCGACCUGAUGAUUACUUGUACUCCCUGUGUAGUGAGCCGCUAAUUGAACUCUGCAACUCUGGAGCUAGUGGUUCCCUCUUCUACGUGUCCAGCGAUGACGAGUUCAUCAUUAAGACAGUCCAACAUAAAGAAGCAGAAUUUUUACAGAAGUUGCUUCCAGGAUACUACAUGAACCUCAACCAAAAUCCUCGAACUUUGUUGCCCAAAUUCUAUGGACUCUAUUGUGUGCAAGCAGGUGGUAAGAACAUACGGAUUGUGGUCAUGAAUAAUCUCUUACCGCGGUCAGUGAAAAUGCAUGUGAAGUAUGACCUCAAGGGAUCCACCUAUAAGCGACGGGCUUCUCAGAAGGAGCGAGAGAAGCUUCUCCCGACGUUUAAAGACCUGGACUUCCUACAAGACAUCCCGGAUGGUCUUUUUUUGGAUGCUGACAUGUACAAUGCUUUGUGUAAGACCUUGCAGCGAGACUGUUUGGUGCUUCAGAGCUUCAAGAUAAUGGACUAUAGCCUCUUGAUGUCAAUUCACAACAUGGAUCAUGCGCAACGAGAGCCUUUAAACAGUGAAACACAGUACUCAGUUGACACUCGCAGACCAGCUCCCCAAAAGGCUCUCUACUCCACAGCCAUGGAGUCCAUCCAGGGCGAGGCUCGGCGGGGCGGCACUAUGGAGACGGAGGACCAUAUGGGUGGCAUCCCUGCCCGGAAUAAUAAAGGUGAACGACUUCUGCUGUAUAUUGGCAUCAUUGAUAUUCUGCAGUCUUACAGGUUCGUUAAGAAGUUGGAGCACUCUUGGAAAGCACUGGUACAUGAUGGGGACACGGUCUCCGUGCAUCGUCCGGGUUUCUAUGCUGAGCGGUUCCAGCGCUUCAUGUGCAACACGGUGUUCAAGAAGAUCCCCCUGAAGCCCUCUCCUUCCAAAAAGUUUCGGUCUGGCUCAUCUUUCUCUCGACGAUCAGGCCCCAGCAGCAACUCCUGCAUUGCUUACCAGCCAUCCGUCUCUGGGGAACACAAGGCACAAGUGACUACAAAGGCGGAAGUGGAGCCAGACUUACAUCCUGGCCGACCUGAUGUUUUGCCUCAGACUCCACCUUUGGAGAUCAGUGAGGGCUCGCCUGUUCCUGGCCCCAGUUUCUCACCUGUAGUUGGAGAGCCUUUGCAAAUGCUAAAUCGUGAGCAGCAAACUUCAGAAGACCCGAAACAUGAGUCUACUGUCUCUGUGAUCCCAAGAUGUCAGCCCUUGUCCCAGGAAUGCUGAGUUUUCUUCUUGGUCUUCAAAAAGGAGUUUAAUUUGGAGGCUAGCAGAGCUCUCCAUCACCACCUUCUCCUCCCCCUUCCCUGAACAGGCAAUCGUGCCUUUGACAGUUGAGGACAGCAGCAUCCCCACCACUACAGAGUUGGGUGUUG
Jaculus jaculus (lesser Egyptian jerboa) is the source of this 1896-nucleotide messenger RNA. It is a transcript of the gene Pip5k1a, whose product is annotated as phosphatidylinositol-4-phosphate 5-kinase type 1 alpha. Gene Ontology annotation, biological process: phosphatidylinositol metabolic process. The record is from RefSeq and is a predicted model, not a curated record. NCBI's taxonomy places the organism in Eukaryota, Metazoa, Chordata, Mammalia, Rodentia, Dipodidae. Gene Ontology annotation, molecular function: phosphatidylinositol kinase activity. The coding region runs from base 62 to 1747 and encodes 561 amino acids. The transcript has 14 exons.